UGCACUUUCUAAUUUCAUAUUUGCCGUGUACCAAACUUCGAUUGCUGAGUCUAUAAGCACAGAUAUUUAGACGUAUAUUUUUACGGUACUGGUACUGGUACUGGUACUUCUUUCCCACUUAUGCAUGUACUAUGAGCUCGAUAUUGCUCCUCCUCUUGUUCCCUUUGUUCAACGUCUCCGCGAAUCACCAUUUCCGUUGUCACUCAUGGCCGAAAUCAAACGAGCAUCUCCUUCAAAGGGUGUCAUCUCUUUAUCUGCGUGUGCUCCAGCUCAAGCUAGAACAUAUGCUCUAGCUGGUAUUCCUAUUUGGAAAAGCUCCAAAAGUGGUUAACAGCGCCCGAAGUAACCAUUUCACAAUUUACAAGACCCCAUGGAAACCAUCCAGAAGACCAAAACCCUGAUUCCGAGACUAUCCAAGAUAAGUCGGGUCAGGAUCGUUCUUAUUCUCCGGGAAGACUAAGAGUUCUAUUUGCGAUCCUCAUCGUAGAAUGCAUCCUCACGCCGGUCAACAUUUUGUCGGGGAUGAUGGCAUUGGAAGGAGAAGUAUGGAGCCUCGUGUUCGUCUGGUUAGCUGUCCCAUCUUAGGGAAUCUACAAUGUUCCUGAAGUCAAAUCAUCACAGUGCAUUCCUCCUCUGGCUCAUUCUACUAACUAUUGGCCUUUUUCUCUAUACUAGCAUGCAUUCAUUGCAAAUGUUAAAUGUUACCAAGUAAGGAUAUCUUCAUCAUAGACGUAUGCCCCAGUUAACUGACCUUAGAACCGCACUUUGGCAUCUCGGAUGCUGUAUUCUCAUGUUCUACCUCUUCUCCUCGUUUGUUCAGAUAUCCUCAAGUCUUCUUCCUCAGUGGUCCCGACAAUCCUAGACUGUGGCAUCGGCCUUAGCAUCGGGAUGCAGAGUUUACCGAGAGAUUAUUUGUAUGGCUUGAGGGAUUGGGCAAUAGAGGUAGUCGGUAGCCUAUACGGUGGUGUUCUAUCAACUUCGCGAUAUGCAACAGGUAUUCCGCCAUGAGACUCGGUCAGAGCGAGAACUUGUAAGAUUAGAAGAGAGCUUUUAUGAGGUUAUAAUUUGAUUAUAUUGAGCUAUUAACUACGGGGAUUUUUAGUUUUUGGGUUAUGGUUACCU
Messenger RNA from Sclerotinia trifoliorum, 1122 nucleotides. The record is from the annotation of a GenBank genome assembly. NCBI's taxonomy places the organism in Eukaryota, Fungi, Ascomycota, Leotiomycetes, Helotiales, Sclerotiniaceae.